Molecule: messenger RNA, 627 nt
Organism: Mytilus trossulus (common blue mussel)
Lineage: Eukaryota; Metazoa; Mollusca; Bivalvia; Mytilida; Mytilidae
Exons: 6
Coding region: 7-627 (206 amino acids)
Source: RefSeq, a predicted model, not a curated record
AACACCAUGUACUACAAGAUAGUUGUGAGAUUACUUGUCAUUGCAUUAUAUACAGACGUGGUUAUAUUAUGUUCAGACAACUGCACCUGUUUCACAAGUUGGCCAUACAUUGGACAAGUUACAGUAAAUUGCAGUUCUAAAGGAUUGACUGCGAUCCCAAUCAACUUCCAAAGUGACUCAUACUUUAUAAAUAUGGUUGACGACUCCAUUUCUACAAUCGAAGACGGAUCAUUUCAAAAUAAAACAUUAUCAUAUUAUGUAGGUCUGAGUGCAAGUUCCAAGAAAGACACAUUUGCAAAUAACAUCGACAUGAUUAGCGUAGCCAAUCUAUAUCUUCAAUCGUCCUGUGAUUGUAACGUUCCCUUUUGGUCCUGGCUGAAAUCAAAAGCGUUUACUAUUGAAAGUGUAUCCUGUUAUGAUCUGAAUAAUGUUCAACUGUCAAGUCUUCAAGGAAGCGAUGUUGAUAAUUGUUUCUACAAUACCUGUCAUCCUGAUUACUGUUUAAAUGGAGGAUAUUGUAGUCAAGACAAUAAUAGCGAUUUAAUAUGCUCGUGUGUCGGUGAAUGGAGCGAUGCUUUAUGUACAGGUAUGAACAUGGCUGUGAAUAUUGUGGUUACGUGUACAUAA